UUCCUGGGUGUGGUCAACAUUCAAGAUCUCUUUGUCAGGAGAUAUUUGUUUCUUACUUGUAAGACUACGAGAGGCCAACAGUCGUUCUUCAAAUGAUUAUCGACGGGCUGUACGACCUGUGGACCUCCUGGGGUCUGUUGGGGGUUUUGGUGGCAACAGGUUGCUGCCUCCUGGCCGUCUGGAUCAUGCGGCGUCCCCCCAACCUACCCCCGGGACCGUGGGGCUGGCCGCUACUUGGUGUGACCUUCAGUGGAAAGGCAGAGCCACUAGUUGUCACCGACUGGAUCCGGAAGUACGGAGACAUCAUGUCCUACUACCGCGGCCCACAUCCGGUGGUCUCCCUGGGUAGUUACGCUCUGAUCCGGGAGGCCUAUGUGAGGAACGCCGAGAACUUCUCCAGCAGACCCAGGCCUCUGAACCCGGUCGUGGCGACUUUCAAGACUAAAGGCGUCGUACAAGAACCGUAUGGCCCAACAUGGAAGGAGCACCGUAAGUUCACCCUGAUGAGCCUGCGAGACUUCGGCGUGGGAAAGAGGAGCUUGGAAGGGAAAAUUCUCGAAGAAGCCCGGGCUCUCGUGGAAGAAAUAUCAAAGAAAGAAACCCAACUUGAAGGAUUCUGCAUCUCAAACAUGAUGCAGGUUACGGUUUCAAACGUGAUCUGCUCGAUCGUUUUUGGCUCGCGCUACGAGUACGACGACCCGAAAUUCAUAGGACUGAUCGAAGCUAUUGACAAAUUUUUCUCGAUUCCCGUAAGUGCUCUACUGCCGGCGUUCAUCCCCAUCCUUCGCUACAUUCCUGUCGUGAAUCGGAGUUUCGUGGAGGGACUGAAGGUCACAUUGCACAUUGGGACGCACAUUCAGGAGCAGAUUCGAGAACACGAGGCGACAUUUGACCCGAACGACAUCCGGGACUUCAUCGACGCCUUUCUGCUGGAGAAGCGAGGGAGACAGGCUGACGAAAAUACGACAUUUACGGAACAACAGAACAUCAUGGUCGUGAUGGAUCUUUUCCUGGCGGGUACGGAGACCACGUCCACCACGCUCCGCUGGGCCCUCCUCUACAUGAUCCUCCACCCGGACGUCCAGGAGACAGUACAGCGGGAGAUAGACAGCGUCAUCGGGCCGGACCGGGACCCCUCCAUGGCGCAUCGCGCUCAGAUGCCGUACACCGAGGCAACGCUGACCGAGGUGAGCCGACUGGCAAGCAUCGCUCCGUUCUCCGUACCGCACACCACAAGCAACGACGUUACAUUCAGGGGCUACAACAUUCCUAAGGGUACCAUCGUACAGGCAAACCUUUGGGCGGUUCACCACGACCCUCGACUGUGGCCGGACCCGCACAAGUUCGACCCCGCCCGUUUCCUGGACGCCGCCGGGAAGUUUGUGAAGAGGGAAGAAGUGAUGCCGUUUUCCAUCGGUCGUCGAGUUUGCCUGGGGGAACAGCUGGCCAGGAUGGAGCUCUUCCUGUUCUUCACCUCUCUGCUGCAGCGCUUCAGCUUCAAGCUGCCAGAGGGCUCAAGUGAACCCUCCGAAGAAGGGGUGUUCGGGGCCACGCACUCCCCCGUGCCCUUCAAACUGGUGGCGACACCGAGAAACUAGAUUGUGUACUACGUUACUAAACCUACCGAUCAAUUAUCCUGUGCAAGUUUUCUUUCACUUCAGGUGUUUCGUCAUUUUUUUCAUCUGUUACUGUUGGAUGUUUGGUCUACAUGUUGCAUCCGACACCAUUUCUGACACAACAUAUGAAAACUAUAGCUGGGGUGUCAUUCUUAUACAUACGCGAAUACGCAUACGACCUUAGACAAGACGUUCUGCUAUGCACAUAACAGGUUUUGCGCUGGCAAAAUACAUUAUGCCGACGAAAAACAGGAAAACACCCUGUAUUGUUUUCACGUUCUUUUACAUUUGCUUUUCAUAGACUUUCAUUGACAUUUCAUGCAAUUUUUCUAGACAAAAUGCAAAUCAAAAGACGUGUUUCAGUCAGAAUAUGAUACUGAAUGAAAGAUAUUUAAUUAUUGAUGUCAGGAUGAUAUCGAUACAAGAAUGUGGUGUAUUCACAGUAUAC
Branchiostoma belcheri (Belcher's lancelet) is the source of this 2064-nucleotide messenger RNA. RefSeq names its product cytochrome P450 2U1-like. The transcript is spliced from 7 exons. Gene Ontology annotation, molecular function: heme binding; iron ion binding; oxidoreductase activity, acting on paired donors, with incorporation or reduction of molecular oxygen, reduced flavin or flavoprotein as one donor, and incorporation of one atom of oxygen. Lineage: Eukaryota; Metazoa; Chordata; Leptocardii; Amphioxiformes; Branchiostomatidae. The record is from RefSeq and is a predicted model, not a curated record. Gene Ontology annotation, biological process: xenobiotic metabolic process. Bases 93 to 1598 code for a protein of 501 amino acids. Gene Ontology annotation, cellular component: intracellular membrane-bounded organelle; cytoplasm.